GCAAGCCACCAAUAAAACGAGGAAGAAGGAAGCGCUCACUGACGUAUUCAAUCUGCGACAUAAACACGGUGUAUGUAGCAUGUAGCAGUAGAACCUGCAGCUUUGUUGGGUGUCUCUCGUCGCCUCGUAGUUUAUGACAAUGAGAAGUUUCUGGAAAACUCCGUGAGUGUUUGAGUUUAUAUUUGAUCAGAGAAAAGUCUUUGGUUUGUUAAACUUAUACAGAGUCGGUUAGCUGAGUUAGCUUCUAAGCUAACCUUCUCUCGGACCUGUGUUUGUGUGUUUCUGUUGUAUGUGUGUGUGUAGGUGAGGAUGUGACAGUAACAGGGCGUGUGUCGGUGCUGUUGUGGAGCUGUGGAGGAGCUGGAGGAAGGCAGGCGGAGGGUCCGAGCCCUGUGUCCGGGAUGGAGACGUGGACCCCGAACCCCCGAGCCAAACCUUUCGUCCCCCGUCAGCAGAGGAGUCUGUACCUCACCUGGAAAUACAAACUGACCAAUAAGAGGACGAUCCGGCGGUUUUGUCAGGUAACGGAGGGACAGAGGCGGGAGUCUGGGGUCGGUCUGUGGGACUGAAGCAGCACCACAACUUUACCUUUAAGACAGUUAACAAUAAAACAAUUAAAACCAUUACCUUUAAGAUCUUAAACAGUUUUACCUUUAAUACAUUUAACACCUUUAUCAAUAAGAACUUUACCUUUAAUACAGUUAACAAUAAAACCAUUACCUUUAGUACAUUUAACACCUUUUUUAAAUAAGAACAUUACCUUUAAGAUCUUAAACACCUUUACCUUUGAUAAAUUUAACACCUUUAUCAAUUAGACCAUUACCUUUAAUACAGUUAACACCUUUUAUCAAUAAGAACAUUACCUUUAAAACAGUUAACAAUAAAACCAUUACCUUAAAGAUCUACACAACUUUUCCUUGAAUACAUUUAACACCUUUAUCAAUAAGAACUUUACCUUUAAUACAAUUAACACAUGUCACACCUUUAUCAAUAAGAACUUUACCUUUAAGAUCUUAAACACCUUUACCUUCAAUCCAUUUCUGUGCAGCCUUGAUAGUGGAGCACUUUGUGUUUUUUUUCUUCCACAGGCUGGUGCUGUGCUGUUUCUGCUGAUAACAGUCAUAGUCAACAUUAAACUCAUCUUGGACACAAGAAGAGUGGCUAAUGAAGAUGCAGCAGCUCAAGAAUAUGGUGAGACCUUCCUCUGCUCUCUCUGUUUACGUCGUUGUGAAGGCCAGGUUCGCAUCUUGAAACUGACAUGUUCAAAAGAGAGUCCUGUUGGUCCCAGAAGCUGUUCACGUGAAAAGGUUGAUCAUUGGUUUGUCUGUACCAAAGGAUCUAAUCCUGAUGUCAUACUCGAUUUCAGAGGAUACAAUACCCAACAUGGAGACACCACGCAGACCUGCUAAUGGGCGUAAAGUCCUGGACAUUGAGGUGUACUCCAGCCGCUCCAAGGUCUACGUGGCAGUGGACGGCACCACCGUGGGUUUAGUUUCCUUUAAUAUCAGUGAGGGAUUCAGCAGCACUGAAGUGGACCACACGAGUUAAUCCAAGUGUUUUUGUUGGUCUGUGUCCUGCAGGUCUUGGAGGACGACAUGCGAGAGCAAGGCAGAGGCAUCCAUGUGAUUGUUCUCAAUCAGGCGACUGUGAGCUGUGUUUUUGAUCUAAUGUUUACAGACAUGAUUUUUUCUGUUUUUAAGCUUUUUGAUAUCUUUGAUUCUUUCCCUUUGCUGGAAAAAAUAUUAAUGAAUUUAAAGAAUGAUGUUUGCAGAAGCAGAGACUCUUCAGUAGAUGUGGUGGAAGAUGAAGUUGAAGCUCUUUCUGUCGCUUGUCUCAGGGUCACGUGAUGGCCAAGAGAAUAUUUGACACCUACUCUCCCCAUGAGGAUGAAGCAAUGAUCCUCUUCCUCAACAUGGUGACCCGGGGUCGAGUCCUCAUCUUCACCAUAAAGGUCAGUGACUGAUUCUGCGACGAAUCGGACGUCAAAUUCACACGUCAUACCUAAACGCUUCUGAUCAGAGCAUGUAUUCAACGUCUAGGAUGAGGGGACCUUCCACCUGAAGGAUGCUGCGAAGAACCUGCUCAAGAGUCUGGGCAGCCAGGUGUCCCUCAACCUCAGCUGGAGGGACAUGUGGACUCUCGUGGUGAAGAAAGGAGGUAGAGGAGCAAAAUUGAUCCAUCCUGAAACUCUCUGUGUCCACUGUGUUGUAACGGACUGAUUCAGUUUUUAUGGAGUCUGCAUAUUAAUGCUGAAUCUGUCCUGAGACGUCUGGGAUUUUGGCAUGAGAAGUGGUCUGGUUUCUGUUUGAGAUGUUUGAGCUCCUAAUAACUUGCACAUUCAAGCUCACAUUGUGUGUUUUGGGUUUCAGGUCAGGUGUACGGGGAGAAGCAUGCAAAGUCUCCAGCUCUGUCCACAUGGGGGGACCCGGUGCUGCUGAAGACUGAGGUCCAGCUCACUGCCUCUGAGGGUAAACGUGCACCAACACGUCUGGAGACAAAAAUGAUCAAAUCUAAAGAUCCUCAUCUUAAAAAAGUGAAACACUGCCUCGUACCUUAAAUGUGAUCCUCCUCCCUGCAGAGGCGGAGUGCCACUGGGCCGACACGGAGCUCAACAGAAGGAGGAAGCUCUUCUGCAGCAAAGUUGAAGGGUACGGUAGCAUCUGCAGCUGCAAAGACCCGGCGCCCAUCGAGUUCAACCCAGACCCUGUAAGAACCUGAACCUCACAGCUGGAGGUUUUUUUCUCUUGACAUGCCUGUAAUUAAAGGAGACAGCUGACAGAGUAAAGAGUCACUCAAUCAGGGCAAGGCGAGUUUAUUUACGUGGCAUCGGUCACCCUCUGACAUUGUUAUGUUUAACUGUGUAUCAUCUGGGUCGUUAUGGUAACUACAUUUGUUGUUUUCUAUCAUUUGAGCCUAUGAGCAGAUGUAGAUGUAGAUGUUGGGGGGCCCCCAGGGUGGAGUCUUGGGGAACCUCAGAUCUCAGACUUGAUUUACAAACUAGUGUUUUAACCAUGGUGUAUUUUUCUUCUGCAGCUAAUAAACAACAACGUCUUCAACGUCCCAGUCGCCGUCAUAGCGGGAAACAGACCCAACUAUCUCUACAGGUGAGAAGGAGGAAGAGAUUUUAAACUCAUGUGACUUCUUCUUCAUUUAUUUAUAAUUUUAUCAGUUUAUUUGACUGGGACAUUAUACAGUCGUGUUUGUUUUUGGUGUGCAUGUGUUCAUUUCCUUAAUGUGCACUGAAAGAAAAAAGCCAAAAUUGACAUAAUUUGACAGGAAACUCAAAAAAUGGGCAGGACAAAAUUGUUGGCACCCUCAGCUAAAUAUUUGGGGACACGCUCUUGAGAAAAAUAACCGAAACCAGUCGUCUCCUUUAACCUUUAAUAAGCUUCUAACACCUCUAAGAUGGACUUUUGGACCAUUUUUCUUUUGCAAACUGCUCCAAGUCUCUCAGAUUUUUGCAACACCAAUUAAGCACUCUUUUUUUUGUCCAGGAUGUUGAGGUCACUUCUCUCAGCACAUGGUGUCAACCCUCAGAUGAUAACAGUCUUCAUCGACGGAUAUUACGAGGUACAAACUGGGAUGAUUCACUUCUCUGUUAAAACUUCGAAUCACAGCAGAGCCUCGUCAGUUUUAAGUAUUCACGUCUGUCUGUUCGGGUUUUUUAAUCCAGGAGCCGAUGGAUGUGGUCGAGCUGUUCGGACUGAAGGGAGUCCAGCACACACCGAUCAGCAUCAAGAAUGCACGAGUGUCCCAGGUAAACACAAACAACGAAUAAACGCAGUGUUUAUAUGGGAGAUAGUUUCAAAUAUAAAUCUCUGUUUCAGCUUUUAACGGUCACUUCAAAGCUCUCAUUGAUUUCUGUUUCAUACUCAUUUCUUAAAGUGCACUUUAUAUGAGGUACUGAAGUACACUAAGAACUGGUAGUUGAACCCUUUCUUGAGUAAAUUGUCAUUAAAGUGACAUUACUGCUUUGUGCCGCAGCAUUACAAGGCCAGUCUGACUGCAACUUUCAAUCUUCACCCGGUGAGUGCUCUGGUCGUCUUUUGGUUUGCCUCUCAGUUGAAAAAUAUGAUUCUAUCACGAUUCAUUGGUCUUUUAAUUGAUCGAUUAUUGGAACUCUCAUCAGGAGGCAAACUUCGCCAUCGUCCUCGAAGAAGACCUGGACAUAUCCAUCGACUUCUUCAGGUAUGCAAAAACAUCUACCUGAAUUACUAAGUGGUAACUAUGAGAGCAAAGUCAACCGCAGCACCAGUAAUGAGCUGCAGGUUCGUAGGUGGAAUCAAAGGUGUGUUAUAUUCACCAGGUCUGGGUAUAAAAGUGUCAGCAGCUGCAGAAAUCACCACUAGAUGGCAGUAAAUCCACAUUAACAGAUCACAGUGAUCCUCUUUGUUUGACAGACUUGACUUUACACUGUGUGUUUGCUGCCAUGAAACGUCCAGCUCUCUCUCUCUCUCCCCCUGAUCUGACCUGCCAGGUGACUUCAAACCGCUCAAAAACCCUCAAAGCGGUCCUCUCUGUCGGUUUAGAAGUCGGUUCACUCCCUGACAUGAGAGCCAAAGUUUUUCCUCCUAACAGAGCUGUUAUUUUCCUGACGUUAACUUCUUCACACGGAGGACUGAAUAUCAACAGUGUAGAAAUAUUCCUGUGAGAGAGGCGGUAUCUGACUUCUCAAGAUCAGCGUGAAACAGACCCUCAUAAUUCCCUCAUUGCUCACCAUUUAUCUUUUCUGCAGUCGUCUAAACUAUGUAAUUGGUUUAUAAUGAAGCGUUUGCUCCUCUGAAGGUGGAUCUGACUGUUUUUUUGCUGAUUUUCUUUCAGUUUUUUGAGUCAAACCAUCCACCUGUUGGACCAGGAUGACAGCCUGUACUGUAUAUCAGCCUGGAACGACCAGGUGAGCGAACACUGCACCUGCUCUUUGUCCCACAUUCAUCCCACGUCCGUUUGUGCAUGUAACCGUGCAUAUAGAGAUAGAUGUAAGAGCGUAUAGAAGUCCUAAGCUGUUACCUCUGAAGGAUGUCUGAGGAUUCGCAUGUCUGAUUGACCUCUGUUGUUGUCCAGGGCUAUGAGCACACAGCAGAAGACCCGGCCCUGCUCUACAGAGUGGAGAGCAUGCCCGGCCUGGGCUGGGUGCUGAAGAAGAGCCUGUACAAGGACGAGCUGGAGCCCAAGUGGCCGACGCCCGAGAAGGUGCGGAUAGGCUGAUGCUUGUGGUUUUACAAUCCUCCUGAACUUUGUCCAAAUUCACUGUCAAGCUCCCAGUCCAACAUCGCAGUCCCUCGUCAUUUCUGAAGGAGGGAUUCUCAGUUUUCAUGAGAUUAUAUAUAAAUGUGGCAGCAUGACCUGGUGCUGUAAGCUGAGGUGUUGGAUCAAAUGAAAGUUCUCCUGAAAUGAUUUUUUGUUUUGCAGCAUUUCAGACAAAGUGUUUGACGCUGGCAGAGUUCAUCCUGUAGAAACAGAACUUGCAGAUUUCUUUAGUUUUUCCUCAUAUCAACAAACAUCAGUCAAAACACGUCAGUAAAGCGGGUGUUGUGUUGUGUUGUGUUGUGUUGGUCUUGCAGCUGUGGGACUGGGACAUGUGGAUGCGAAUGCCCGAGCAGAGGAAAGGCAGAGAGUGCAUCAUCCCAGACGUGUCCCGCUCGUACCACUUCGGCAUCAUCGGCCUCAACAUGAACGGAUAUUUCCACGUAAGAUCUGAAACACUGUUCUCAGACAUUCUCCUCCAUAAUGCAAAGUUAAAAAUCCCUGUUUUCGUACUUUACUCGACGUCACGUCUCUGUCUCACAGGAGGUUUAUUUCAAGAAACACAAGUUCAACACUGUUCCUAAUGUACAGCUGAAGAAUGUAGACAGGUAAAGAUGUUUGAUUUCUGUCCAAAGAUAUUCAACAAAAUCAAAAGUAACGUGUGUUUAAAACUGUGACAUGCUCGUUUUCUCAGCUUAAAGAAAGACGCUUAUGAAGUGGAGAUCCAAAACCUGCUCAAGUGAGUGAAACUCUAAAAUCAGAAGAAAAGAAAUUUUACUCAGAUGUUAGAAAUUCGAUGUUUGUGUGUGUGAUCCCAGAGAAGCAGAGGUUCUGGACCACUCCAAGAACCCGUGUGAGGACUCCUUCCUGCCGGACUCGGAGGGGAAGACCUACGUCAUGUUCAUUAAGAUGGAGACGGAGACCGACACGUCCACGUGGACGGAGCUCGCCAAGGUAGGCAGCCAGAGGAGGAGCUCAAAGAAGAGCCGAAGUCUUGAGUAUUUGUUGGAGGAUUUUUCAUGAGUUUGAGAGAGCCAGCCAAUCAGAACCUUCCUUCUGUCUCCUGUUAGUGCCUCCAUGUGUGGGAUCUGGAUGUUCGGGGCUAUCACAGAGGCCUGUGGCGGCUUUUCAGGAAAAGGAAUCACGUCCUGGUGGUGGCCGUGCCGAUCUCUCCGUACUCGUGAGUAAAACUCUGAUUUGUCUUGAUGCGAGGGUCUACUUUAAGGGGGCAUCCCCAACAAAAACCUCCUCUUCUCUACUUAAAAGUGGUCUUAAGAGUUUCAAAGUCCUGCUGCACUGACUGGUUUUAGUCCAGACUCGACUGAGGUGAUAAAAGAGUCCGGCUGUAGCAGUGUGGCGAUCACCAGUCUUUAGUUUUGAACAUGACAGAGUUAGACACUUCUGUCAGAACUUAAACUUGAAUUGUUGGGCUGCAGAUGUGUGUGCGGUGCUCUCAGACUAACAAACGGUGUGAUGAGGUUUUCCUCAGGCAUCGACACGAGAGAGAGCAAAUAAUACAAGGGGAGAUCCUGCAGAAAUUUACAAAAGCAGCUCUUUAAUAUGACCCAACAGGGGAUCCUUGAGUCUCCUGUUUUCAGCUCAGCUUUGGUUACAGCACUAAAAAUCAAAAAUCAACAUAAAUACUGAGCUGACUUUGAUUCAGAUUAUAAACUUAAAUCUGAGCUGAUUUUAUCUGAGAACAAAGAAACACUUUAAAAAGUUUUAACCCGAGAGUUCAACACCUCAAACAAUCACUCUGUCCUUUUCUUAUCCUUUAUCCUUUAUCAUUUACCCGUCCUCCCACCCUCUCUUGCCCACCCCCCACCCCCUCCCCUGUUAAUGCCCAGUGUGAAGAAACCAGCCUCGGUCACCCCCCUUCACUUAGAGCCCCCGCCCAAAGAAGAAGGCGCCCCGGUGGAGCAGAUGUAACUCUGAUGUUGGACUCAGACUUCAGACGCUCCAGGCCUUAACUCAAUCCAACAACAACAACAACAACACUAAUAAUCCAGCCUGGGAUCCACAAUCACAGCUCAGUGGACUUGAGGAUACCCGGGAACUGGACUCUGACUUUCACCUUUUGAUACCUUACAGAGAGGAAGUCACUCGACAAACUGCACUACUAAAUCCGUCCCGCCGCUUCAGGACGGUUGACCACUUUUAGUCCAACAGGACCGACACAUGAUCUGCUGAACUUGAACGGUACAAACGACCCAAACCCAGUCACCAGACUUCAUCUCGGAGCUCAUCCUGUUUUUGUUUUUUUAAACUACUGAAUGAUUUGUCCAUCGUGUACAAAUGUUUUAACUUAUCUCUAUUUAUUUCACAUCUCUCAGUCAAACAUGAGGUCAGUGUUUCAUCUCUGAAGAUCAACUUUUAUGGAGAAUCAGCGCUUAUUUUAAAGAGCCUAACGUUUACAAAGAAAUGAUGUAUAUACGGCACAUGUCUAUAUCUAUUUUUUUGAUGAAAAAUUUAGAGAGUGGCUGUAUUUUUCAGAGUUAGGGUUAGAGAGAGCGGAUAAAGAGCCCUGUGGGUUUUUAGGACCGGUGGACUCAGGUCAGAGUAUAAAGAGAGAAACUCGACGGUGGCUGAGAAGGACAAAAACGAGGAAACAUGAGUGGAUUCAGAGAUAAUUACUCUAGAUUUAAGGUUCGGCUUUAUUUAGAAAUCCACUGAUUUUGUUUAAAAACAUGAAAGUUUUUGAAAGAGGGUCAGGAAAAUAAAAACACAAGAUUUCAAGGAAAAAGACAGUAAAUUAAAAAGGUCAUCAGUCUCGUUUAACAUGCUUAGCCCCGCCCCCUUUAAAAAUCAACAAAUCAUGAGGCCGAUCUUUAACUACAACUGUAUAAAUCGUGGACGUCGUGUCUGGAAGCAGAAUACUGGCCAAAUUCAGACUUUAAAUCGACCAAUCAUGAGGCAGAGAGGUGGAGUAGAGGCGGAGUUCGCUAACAUUGAUAGUAUAUUCACCCUCAUGCUGCAGAAGUCCACUCCUCAGUAUCUUCAGCUCUAAUUAAACAUUCACUCAGUUCGACAAAUAAACUUUUCAGACUAAAACAGUUUAAUUCUUUUGGCUCUAAAAAGUUUUAAUUUUAAGUUUCUUUCACAGCGUGUUUCUGGUUUCCGUCUGGUUUUAAACAGACACUUGAGGAGCUGCAGCUUUGAGCGCCCCCUGGCAUAGACCUCACUUUACAUCCUCCUAAAUAAAAAAAAACAACACAUUUUUUAAAUCCUUCACACCUCCUUCGGUUUCCUCAGCAUGUGGAGUUUUGGCCUCUCAGCAACCAACUCGCUUACAGUCAUUGUCGAGUUUCACGGGGGGAGAAAACUCAGUCGAACGGGGUCUCUUUGGUCUGCAGGUUGGCUGUGAUGAACUGAAAAAGAUGAGCAGGAGUUUAAAAAGGUUCCUGUGUAUUUUUGACGAUAAAAUAACUGCUGCAAUCAUCCGAAAAUAACAGUAUUACUGACUCUUUAUGGAGGGAGGGGAUUACGUGAGGAAUCGUGUUUAUUCUGGGAUUUGUCUCGUCCUUAAUUUGUCAUCCGGUCCGGCCAAUUCAACCGAACUAAUCCUCCAAGAUAGAUCACGUUUGACACAGACUGUAACACUGAAGAAAGCUGCUGCUGUAGUUCUGAGAGAAUUAUUUUAAGAUUACGGUUUGAUUCAGUUCUUGGAGAUGACAGAGAGCAUAUCCAGCUCCUUCAAGGGGGUGUUUGUUUUGUUCGUAGAAUUGAAAGUGAGGUUGUGUUCAUUUUUAUGGUAAAGUCUUUGAUCUGGAGGUCAGCACAACACAACAACACACAGAGUCAGGAGUUUAUAAAGAAAACGCACAAGUUUAGGAUCGAGUAACAACACUACAAAGGUUUGGUAAAGAUUUCUUCUUGCAGAUGAAUCAACGGUGUUAGUUUGACACGGAGCUGAGGAGUGAGGACACACGUGUCAGUAUUUGCAGGCUGAAGCGUCUUGGUGCUUUUUCCACAUAGAUUUGUUGAAUUUAAAACUAAAGUUGAGCAGAAAUAUUUAUCAGAUGAUUUUUAUCAUAUCAUGAUAAAGAGGCGUCUCCUCCACCUUUACCUUCUUUUUGAGUGAUCUCAUCUGUCCGUCACUAAACCGACAGAGUGAAUGCGCUUCGGUACUUCCUGUUUGUUUGUUUUAUUCAUGUGUCUGAACCGUUUACUCGUCAUCGAAGAGUCCGCCCACUUUAUGAGAGGUUCUUUUUAAGUUUGCUGUGAGCUUGGCUUUAUCUCCUCAGUAAUGCGGUUAAUUUAAUUUGAUGCUGUGAGAGAGUUUGGCGAUGAGGAUCUACGGACACGCAGUCUGACAUCCAGUAUAUAUGAGUUUCUUUAUCUUUUAACAUGGAAAUGAAUAAAGAAGUUUUCUACUGUG
Molecule: messenger RNA, 9622 nt
Organism: Xyrichtys novacula (pearly razorfish)
Lineage: Eukaryota; Metazoa; Chordata; Actinopteri; Labriformes; Labridae
Source: the annotation of a GenBank genome assembly